CUUCUACUUCUGUUGUGUGGAGUUGCAAAGGGGCUCGCAGUUUUACUGUCGCCGUGCGUGCUCCGCAUCGCUGCUGCGUCAGGACGAUUUCACUACGAGCGGGGUGUCUAAUUGCAUUUGGAUAGCUUGUGCGCUUGUGGCCAUGUCGCCAAGGAUUGCCGUGGUUUUGAUGCGAGCUAAGUGUUUUUCGAUGCAAGAUCGACCUUCUCAUCCUUUCUCUGGAUGCUUUGUUAGUUUAGGAGCAGCGGAAGGAGUUGAUGAGCUGGUGAGCGGAGGAGGGAAAUCUUUGCUGUGGAGAGGAGAUUCUGUUCUGCAGUGGUGUCCGCACAGCGAAUUCUAAUGUUAUUCCAUGGUAGAACCCUGCCGUGAGUAUUUUAUGAAUAGGUUCUAGAGUGUGACACGGAAGAGGAGUGCAAGAAGUUUCAAGUGUAGUAUUUAGUUUUAUUUUGAUUAUUUUAGUAGGCCUGCAAGCUCAGGUAUGGGCAUUAAAGAUGUGCAGCGUCGCGGCUGAAAGAACGGAGCGAAUGGUGGGAUAUCUCCAGCUUCGUCUUUGAAAUGUUGAUUAAUGGUCGUUUCAGUUCAGAGCUCGAACGUUCUGCGACACGAAAGAGGGGGAGGUUUUGUCCUUCUUCUCUGUGUUUGUGAAUGGAGUAAAAUGGGUGUAUUUUUACUCUCAACCUUGAAGAGUGUAGCGCGUGCCUUUCAGAAUGAAACUGAAGUUUGUCAGGUGUUGCGCUGGAGGGGUUGACACUUUGUACUCUAAGUCGCUACAUUGGUGGCGGAUACUAGAUCCACAAUCGUCUCCACGGACGCUACCUCCCAAUUAGUUAUGUCAAUGGAACCGAGUAAAUGAGAAAAACCAUCUUCAACGGAGUGUCUGUUUUUGUGCGAAAGCUUAGCAAUACUUUGUUAUUCAUCCACGACGACCAUAAAGUGGAAGACGUUUUGUUUGCGCAAGAUUGUCAAGUGCUUUUGAGUAUAGGAUGCAUUUGUAGGUGAUUGUGUAGAAAGACAAGGAUAUCAUGAGGAAGAAGUCAACGCGGGCGGCUUCCGUGGUGAAGAUCCCGCUUGAAACCUGCUGCCAGCUUGAGACGCUUUCCUAUUCGACUCUUGAAGGGGACGACUUCGCUGAGGGCUUUGAGUUGCCACCCGAGCUGCUGCACGUAUCCUCUCCCGUCAAGGACCUUCCUUGCCUCUGUCUGUCCAGACGAAAAUCUCUCAACAAUUCUCAUGCGAAAAGUUUGCUGACAACCUCCAAGUCCACAGUAUCCCAUCGAAAAUCAGUCGAAUCCGCUCUACCGUUCUGUUUAGGGCCAAGAAGGCUGCAAUCUGUCAGGAGUUCAACCAACCUCGUCUCUUCUUCUGGAACGGGUACAUCAGUGCCGGUGCCAUUUCCAUUACCUCCGCGGCUGGAAGCUCCCAAAGAUAAAGUUCAACACAAAUCAGGACCACUUUCAAUGUCAAGGCAUUUAUUGAAGGAAGGGGUGAUGCUAUCAGAUCCAGCUACUGGGGUGAAGAUCAAGAAACAUCUUUCAGGACCUCUUCCAAGCAUGCAGCAGAAACCCAUACCUGGGUUGCCACCACCAUCACCUUCUACUGCUAAGAUGAAUUUUGUUGGAGGCUUAUGGAACAGGGGCGAGAAGCCUAAGUUUCUAGGAGGUGAUUUACGAAGUCGAUUUACGAAGGUGAAGCACUCCGCUCAGGCUAUGUUUUCAGCCGUUGCCCCCGGCAAGCUUCCGGGGACAGUGGUGCAAGGGAGUCUGAAGAAGGCAGUACAAUUGGCAAAGAUUACUCCCGCUCUUGACAGAAAGGGAUCGCGGGAAUCUCGGGUUUCAAGAGAUGACAGCAAUCGUAUCCCGUUCGUACUGAUCGGGAGAAAGUCUAGAGCGACCACAGCAACUGCUCCGGCAGCUAAAGCUGCGGUUGAUGAUGUUGUAUCUUUGUGUACGAGGGGUGAUGGUGCACAAUCCGCAAAGCUGGCUUUUAGAAACGUAAGGGCAAGGGUUAGCAUCUGCCCAAAUGAGAAUAAGAGAAUCUGUGCUGCUGUGAAAAUCCAAGCUGCAAUACGAGGCUACAUGGCUCGUAGAAGAUUUGCCAAUCAGUUGGCGCAGGAGCUGACAGAGGGAGAGGUUGAGGAAGCAUUGUCCCUUAGUACUCGAAUGUCGAGAACGAAUCCACAGAAGCGAGAUAAAACUCUUGUAUCUCGAGCCAAAAGAAUGGAACAAGUGAGCAACAGCUGGAAUGGAAGCCUUCGCACGGCGCAGGAUUGCGAGGCAAUUCUGAAAAGCAAGCAAGAGGCGACUAUAAAACGCGAUCGGGCGACGGAGUACGCAUCGUCGUGGCAGAAUCGGAAACUAUCGAGAUCACCGUCCAUGAAAGCAUCUGCGUUGAUUGUGGAUAACACGUUUUCGGAUAAGUCUAGCUGGGUUUGCAAUUGGCUGGAACGCGCUGCAAAAAUGGGAGCGCACAGCUCGCCGAACCGAAUAUUUGACAACGACAUUUUUGACAACGAUGAGGUAUUAUGUGAAAGUGUCUCGGCGAAGAGCUUGGUUGGAAUAUGUACCACCAACAUUGGGGGUGCCAGCGAUAUGGACCAAAAGUGUCCGAUGACAUAUCCAUGGCCCGUCUCUCUGCGGCAACAGCAUGCUGCAGGGUUGUUGCAACCAAAGACACCUCCACUGAAGAAACGCAUGCAUGGAACUUCAAAAAUUCCUCAGCAAAGUGAUUUACAGCUCAAGAAGCUUCACCAGACUGAAGAUGUACUUUCCAUGGCUAAGAGUUGUAGCACAAGCCAGAUAAACAAUGAAUUGUCAAUCAGCAAACCAAGAUACGGCAUUCGACACCUUAGGUUCGCUAAAGUUGAUGUAAAGCAGAAUUAUAAUUGGGAGAGCGUUGGAAGCUGUGCUGGACCAAUAUCCAGCUUGAGCCGCCUGCCCCCUUUUGCGAACCCGAAGCCGAGGUCUCCGAGUGGUCAGCAGCUCAGGUUGCCGAACUCAGGGAUGUCAAAAGAAGCGAUUAAGGUCCGCCCUCAAGCGUAUAGACGUUUGCAAGAGGAUCAUGUAUCAAGGCAUAUUGAUUUUGCUCUUUCUGACAGUGACUCAGCUGCAACUACGGCUGCAUCAUUGCGGCGGCCGUUCUGGCGACCCUAAGGAUGGAUUCUUCUAGACCUUCAACGCAUGUGCUUGGGUUGUAAAUGACUGCAAGCGCUGUAAACGUUCGCAGACCAGAUUGGAUAAGAGAGCGCAGAAUUGAAAGCGCGGUGUGUAAGGAGACCAUCGAGAGGUAUUACAUUCCAAAGGACUAGAAAUAUCCACAAAUGUCAUGCUCUGAACGCUAAGAAGUUCUACUGUAUGGGGUUGUGACCCUGUGGCAUAUGCAAGCUUCUUAACUCUGAUCUUCGACGGAGAAUGAUAAAGAUUUAAUCACUGAAGCGGGAAGGAGUACUUGUACUGCUUAGCGCCUGUUGCUUUAUCAUUGUUUACCAAGCUCAAGGGCAAAACUUUUCCACGACAAACUGCUGAAGCUUCUGCUAGCACAGCUGGUGUAAUAUUUUUUCCUUCGAAACUUAAAUCAUCCUUCUACCUAUGAAUAUGGCUCUUACUCAGGACUGAAUGUAUGACCUACCUAGCUCUCCUUCAGAGAAUGUUGCUCCAAGGAUGACCCUACUCCUCCGUGUGCCCCACUACCAUGGCUCCGAUUUGAACAGUUCUGCAACGGCAGCGUACGCCGGAAGGUUGUUUACUCCUAGUUUAGGUCUCUCCUAAUCCAGGUUAGCAGCUCAUGGCUUUCCAGAGUUGGCCUUUUCGAAGAAGCAGGAAACGAAUGCUGUGGAGAAGGCGUAUUCGGCUGAAUCGGUGAUCAAUCGGUGCACUACAAGCUGCAAUGCACAAGUUGGCAUUGACUGGAUCGAAAACUUCAUGUGUAUGCCUUGAGCUUUGAUCUUGUGAUAAUGGUACGCAAUUCCAACUCUCUCUCUCUCUUCACUCGCGUACCUUCAUGACUAGUCAUCGUCCUCCGCUCUGAGAUAGGAAAUGAUAAUUUCGAGAAAUGAAACCUCAGAGACAAUUGUUUUAGGAUCGUCAGGCAAGCAGACCUCUGUAUUCAUGAGGCUCUUCAACUGAUUUCUAUUGAGAUUCAAACUUACGGAAUUUGGGCAGAAUUGUGUUGAAACAAAUCGCUUUUGAUUAGUCAUCGUCCUCUGCAGUAUUUUAAAGUUACAAUCAUGUUUUGAACGGUGUUUGUAAUAAACUGGAUUGUUCAUGCUUUGA
Molecule: messenger RNA, 4268 nt
Organism: Physcomitrium patens
Lineage: Eukaryota; Viridiplantae; Streptophyta; Bryopsida; Funariales; Funariaceae
Source: RefSeq, a predicted model, not a curated record